UUUAUCGCAAGUCCUUAAUGGGAUCCUUAGCCAAAAGAAAUGAAUUAAUUAAAUCAAAAUAAAAGGAAAAGGAGAUUAUCGAUCCUUAAUGUGGGAUUUUUGUGAUCGGUAAUAAGGGGGGUUUUAGAGGCACGUGUCAGCACAAGAGGCAAAAGUAUUUUUUUUUUCUAUUUUCUUUUCUGUUUUCCUUUUUUUCUCUCCUCACUUCAUUCUCUCAUCUCUCUUCGUUUUCUCCGUUAACGAAAAAGAAGUGGUCCGACGAUAGAUCGAAACCCACGACCGUGACUCCACCACCGAUCUUCCGUCGUGGUUCUCGUCAUUUCAUCUUCUCCGUCGCCGAUCGAAACAACCACCGAUCGAAACCACCACCAAUCGAAACCCACAACCGAUCAAAACGCAACAGCAAUGACGACGGCUAUCGCGAUCCAGACGGCGUCUCCUCCAUAUGGUCUCGUCAUCUCCGGUAGUAGAAGGAUCGAAACCCACCACCGAUCGAACGUCUUCUCUUGUUUCGUCCUCCGUCUUCUCUUGUCUUCACCGCCAGAAGAAGGAUCAAAAUCCACCAAGGAUGAAGACUGUGGCGGUCCUUACGGCGUCUCCGCUGUCUUCUCUCAGUCCCGACGAAGUCUCCUCCGUCGCUUCACGUCUUCUCCGGCAGAAGAACCCACCACGGACGACGAGUGUCUCGGUAGUCAUCAAAGCGGCGAUGCCGUCUUCUGUUUUGGCUCAGUAAUGGAGGCAAAGAUCUGAGUGAGGAGCCAAAGACAGCUUAUUUCUUGGAGGUGAAGGGUGUGAAACACUACUUGAGACUCUCGGUUAGAGAGACAAAGAUGAUGACAAGAGGUCACAAGACAAAGAUGAUCACGGGUGAGGUCGCAAGCUGGUAUGUGUCACGGGUGUUGUACUUAUGUUUGUAUGUAUGUGUCACAAGUGGUCACAAGGUUGUAUGUCUUUUACUAAUGUUUGUAUUUAUGUGACACGAGAACAAGUCACGAGAUGUUGUAAUCUAUACUAGUCAUUUGCUCUAUAUAAAGAUCUCAUUCACCAUCCAUUGUAAUCACCAAAACUUCUUCUCACCUUUUCACCAAACUCUCUUCUUCAGAGCUUGUAAAUCACCAAACGCUAUCCUUCUUUUUUUUUAAUCACAACUCCUACGAAUUACCAAACACUCACCUUUCUCAUCUCAUCUUCUCAUAGCUAUUCUCAGGAAACGCUAUUCUUCUUUUUUUUUUAAUCAACUAUAUUUAUUCAAUGGCUUCUUCUUCUCAUAAUACUUUCGAACAAGAUGAUGAAAGUUUUGAUCAAUAUUUUAAUCAAUAUAUUGAUGACUAUUUUGAUCAAACACUCGAGAAUUUAGCCAAUAAUAAUGGUGAUCAAGAAGUGGAAAGAAGAACAAGAAAAAAACGAGUUCAUAUAGAAAGAAACCGGGAAGAAGGCGAUAAACGUUUAUGGAAUGAUUAUUUCAGUGAAAAUCCAACAUAUCCUGAAAAUCUAUUCCGACGACGAUUUAGAAUGAACAAGCCAUUGUUCCUGCGUAUUGUUGAUCGACUCUCUAAUGAAGUUGAAUACUUUCGAGAAAAGAAAGAUGCUCUCGGAAGGCGUAGUCUCUCUGCACUUCAAAAGUGUACAGCAGCCAUUCGUGUCUUGGCGUAUGGUUCUGCGACUGACGCUGUUGACGAAUACCUCCGACUCGGUUCAACUACUGCUCGGUUAUGUGUGGAACAUUUUGUCGAAGGAAUAAUAAAUCUAUUCGGCGCUGAGUACCUACGAAGACCAACACCGGCUGAUCUUCAACGUCUACUUUAUAUUGGUGAGCAACGUGGAUUUCCGGGGAUGGUAGGAAGCAUCGAUUGUAUGCAUUGGGAGUGGAAGAAUUGUCCCACCGCUUGGAAAGGGCAAUAUUCACGUGGUUCGGCUAAACCCACAAUCGUAUUAGAGGCGGUUGCUUCGUACGAUCUAUGGAUAUGGCAUGCGUUUUUUGGACCUCCAGGUACUUUAAACGAUAUCAAUGUUCUUGAUCGCUCACCAGUUUUUGAUGACAUAAUAAACGGUCAAGCUCCGCAAGUUACUUUCUCUGUCAAUGGAAACGAGUAUCGUUUGGCUUACUAUCUCACCGAUGGUAUUUAUCCGAAAUGGGCAACUUUUGUCCAAUCUAUUUCACUACCACAAGGUCCGAAAGCGGCUUUAUUUGCUCAACAUCAAGAAGGUGUCCGAAAAGAUGUUGAGCGUGCUUUUGGAGUCUUGCAAGCUCGAUUUGGGAUUAUUAAAAAUCCAGCACGUAUUUGGGAUAAAGCCAAAAUCGGGAAGAUUAUGAGAGCAUGUAUCAUACUCCAUAAUAUGAUAGUUGAAGAUGAACGAAAUGGAUACCGUCAUUUUGAUGUUUCAGAGUUCGAACAAGGAGAAGACAACGGAGGUUCACAUGUGGAUCUCACGUAUUCUACGGACACGCCUUCAAAUAUUGCCAAUAUGAUGGGUGUUCGAACUACUAUUCGUGAUAAACAAAGACAUCGACAACUGAAGGCUGAUUUGGUUGAACAUAUAUGGCGUAAAUUUGGACAUAAUGAAGACAACAACUGAAUUUAGAUGUUUCUUUCUAAAUUUUCUCGUUUAUUUUAGUAAUCUUUGUUUUUAUGUUUUUAUUUAAAAUCCUAUCUUGAAAAUGUUUCUUUAAUUAUGUUUCAUUUAAUAAAUAAAAUUGUCUUAAAAUUUUUUUUUUUUCUUAAGAACCCUUAAUUAAGAAACUACCAAUGGAGGCACAAAAUCAAACAAUUUCUUAGUAGAGUUCUUAAGUCCACUAAUGUACACUUAUAUAGUUAAAUAAUCAUUAAGAAAUCCAUUAAGGAUCCAAGGGAUAAACAUGCUCUAAUACCAGUGUUUGCUGAUAGACAUGGAUUAAAAUUAUGUUAAACGCAGACGUCAUUGUUUAAGAUUUUUUCACUGCUUCAUCGUAUGAUUUAUUACAUAAUAACAAUUAAUAAUAAUCAUUUCUAAACGGCAAAAAGAACUAUUUUUGCAGAUUACCAAUAACAUUUAAAAAGAUCACCACAGAAGCUGUGUUCCUUACAAAAAGGUCUCUUUCAAUGUUCAAAAGAACAGCUUUAAAAGUAUAUGAGCGCGAA
Molecule: messenger RNA, 3119 nt
Organism: Brassica rapa (field mustard)
Lineage: Eukaryota; Viridiplantae; Streptophyta; Magnoliopsida; Brassicales; Brassicaceae
Source: RefSeq, a predicted model, not a curated record